UGCUACCGAAAGCUCGACAAAGAAUUGAAAGUCAAAGGAAAACACGAACAAUUACUAAGAUAAUUGUGCGCUCAUUCUCGGUACAGCGCAGCUUUCUUUGACAUCCCUUAAUAUCUCCGCGGGUUGUUGGAUACAACUCACGUGUUCAUGUUUUAUUCAUCCUGACGAGCUAAUGUAGCUAACUUCUUUGCUAGCCAGGAAGAGUUGACAUAUCACUGUUGGCUUCAGGUUAGCUAACACAGUCAACAUAGGAGCCACAAUAAAGAGUAAGACCUACAUUCGACCUCCUUUUCUUAUUCAAGAGCUCCAGAUGCGGCUAAAGGACCCCUUCUCUUUGAAAGCCUCCGAUAUGACCAAGCGGACUAACAAGCCGAGAAGACCUCGAGAUGAGGAGUCAUCAGAUGAAGUCAGCGGGUUGACUUGUCAGCAUGUGAGCAAGGCGGUGGACCUGAGCUCGGUGAAGAAGUCAGUGCUCUCCAGCGUGUGGCUGGUGUGCUCUGAGUGCUUAAAGGAGAGGACCAUGAUCGAUGGAGAGCCAGCAGCCUCCCAUGACAUCCUGGUGUGCUUGAAGUGUGGUAUCCAGGCCUGUAACCAUUCAGGGAUCCAGCACGUUGUCCGGCACCACCAGGCCUUCAAUCCAGAGGCUCACUGCAUCACCAUCAGCCUGAGCACGUGGAAGGCCUGGUGUUUUGAAUGUAACGAGGAGCUCUCCACACACUGCAACAAGAAGGCUUUGGCUCAGACCCUCGACUUUCUACAAAAGCACUCUGUCAAGGCAACAUCAGGAGCAUCACCCAAGAUCAUCAAGUUGCAAGAAGAACCAUCAGAAUAUGCCGACUCGGCAAAAGGCAAGAGUCCAGCCGCCAACAGCACCUUGGUCCCCGUCAAAGGCAUCAACAACCUCGGCAACACCUGCUUCUUCAACGCUGUCAUGCAGAACCUGUCUCAGACGCACAUGCUCAUCGACCUCAUCCAGGAUAUGAAGGACAAAGGCUACAAGCUGAGGAUCGGCCCCACUGUCGAUAGCAACGUGAGUCCGUUGACAGUAACGCUGCACAGUCCGGAGCCGCUGACAGCGGCCAUGUUUCUGUUCCUGCAGAACAUGAAGGAACCAGGGAAAGGCCCCAUCAACCCCAAGAUGCUCUUCAACCAGCUCUGCCAGAAAGCGCCGCGCUUCAAGGGCUACCAACAACAAGACAGCCAGGAGCUCCUCCACUACCUUCUGGACUCCAUACGCGUAGAGGAAACUAAAAGGGUGAAAGCGGGAAUUCUGAAGGCUUUCAAUAAUCCCACUGAAAAGACGGCGGAUGAGGAGACCAAACGCCAAGUCAAAGCAUACGGAAAGGAAGGUGUGAAGAUGAACUUCGUCGACCGCAUUUUCGUGGGCGAACUGACCAACACAAUUAUGUGUGAAGAGUGCGAACAUAUCUCCACAGUGAAAGAGGCUUUCAUUGACAUCUCUUUGCCGAUCAUAGAGGAGAGGAUAUCAAAACCGUCCAACCCCGGUCGGCUAGGGAAGGGCAGCCGGGAGCAGGACACUCACGUGACCCACCACGACCAGGUCCUCUCCGCAGCGCACUCCGUCAACAGAAACAACACCAGGAAGCUGAGUGGACAGAAGCCGCCGAACAGGAGGUCCUCGAGCUCCAUGGAGGAGAAGAGAGCCAGCGGCAGUGAGGGGGGGGGCGUCGCCGCCCGACCGGCUCGAGGCGUCUCCGUCUGCAAGAUGGCCACCGCCGGCAGCCUGUCGGACGGCAGCGAAAGAGACUCGGCCGCUCAGGACAGCAGCAACGACGCCGACAGCGAGGCCUCGGAGAGCGAGUGUUCCCCGCGGCCCUUUUCCUCCGGCCGCGGCCACGGACACCUGUCCUCCACCCUCACCCCUUCCCCGACGCCCGUCUCCGCCCCCUCCUCGACGAGGCAGAGCGGCGCCGUGGAGCAGCUCGUCACCGGAGUGUCCAAAGUCAACCUGGGCUUCACUUCUGGGGACGGCGCCCCGGAGGAGCCGGGGGAAGCGCAGUCGCGAGACAACCUCCACCGUCAGCACCACCACCAGGGGGCGUUCCAGGCGCUGUCCCACAGCUACAUCCCCAGGUCCAAGGAGUGCUCCAUCCAGUCCUGCCUGCACCAGUUCACCUCCGUGGAGCUGCUGAUGGGCAACAACAAGCUGCUGUGUGAGAGCUGCACCGAGCGCCGGCAGAAACAGCUGCGCAAGAGCAGCGCGGCCGACAAGAAGGUGGAGAACAUCUACACCAGCGCCAGGAAGCAAAUCCUGAUCUCCUUGCUGCCUCCUGUCAUCACACUGCAUCUGAAACGCUUCCAUCAGGCGGGGAUGAACCUGCGAAAAGUAAACCGCCAUGUGGACUUUCCCCUGAUCCUGGAUCUGGCUCCGUUCUGUUCGGCAUACUGCAAGAACCUGGCAGCCGAUGAGCGUGUCCUCUACAGCCUGUAUGGGAUUGUGGAACAUAGCGGCUCAAUGCGGGGGGGCCACUACACUGCUUAUGUCAAAGUGCGCGCUCCCCAGAGGAAAACGGAUCAGCACCACAGGAACCUGUCAGGUGCGAGGGAAGCCGGCAGCAGCUUCCAGGGCCAGUGGGUGUACAUCAGUGACACCACCGUUCAGACGGUACCAGAGUCCCGGGUACUCAACUCUCAGGCAUACCUGCUCUUCUACGAGGAACUGCUGUAAUGGGACCAGCAACAGUAUUUUCCCCUAGAUGUCGGUUUUGCUUUGCAGUGUUGUCAGUUUUUUUAUGUCCAUGCCUGUACUCCUCAUACCCUAUCUGUGUGUAAGGAGGGACGAAAAGGGAAAAACUUCACUGUUCACACAUUUGUCUUACGGGAUGGGAAUGAACGUUUUGCAAAGACAAUUAUUUGAUUUUCCAGUUUUCAAAAAUCCAUCCCUUGAAAAAAAUAAAAAGAUAAAGGAAAAGAAGAGGUCUGGAGAAAAGCGUGUGGCUGAACUGGAGCCGUUCUUUUUGUUUUGUCUCCGUCACGAUCAGGUGCCUGAGAUACCAACUGCAUGAAGGCCUUUUUCUACAGGAAAUAAACAGGACAUGCUCUCGGUUGUUUCUGGCUAUGGUUGAUGGGUAGAUGGUUGGAAACGGCGGGAUGAAGAUGAACUCCGACUGGUUUGUGCUGUAGAUGGAGCGUGAGGACAAGCAGCAGUAUCACUGGUGACCGAGUUCAUGUCGUGCAUCUGGGAAUCUUGAGCACUAAUAAUGCAGCGUUAAAGGAGCAGUGUGUAUGAUUUAGGGGGGGGGGGGUCUAUUGGCAGAAAUGGUUUUCCCUGGUCUGUAAUCAGUAACGUAGAAGUCCUUCACAUCUCCUCUUCACCGAGUCAUCGGCUGUAGAUUAGAAGUGGGCGUAGUCGUCGUGACUGCACCCGUCUGCUUGUGGGCUGGUGUUACGAAGCCUGGAUUUCAGCGUGUUGGCCGUCGCCAUCUUGGUUUCUGCCAGCGAGUGAGCGGAGGCCACCGCAUUUGGACUGCCGAGGAGCAACGCAGGGAAGAAAGAGAUUUUCUCGUUUUGACUUUACCUGAAGGCCACCGUAGUUCUCUGUCGCUUGUGGAAAGGGGGGGGGGGGGUAUUGUCUCAGUCCUUACCCUCUGUAUGUAUGCUAAUGAUGAACAUGUUGUCAUUUACCUCGCCGUACUGGUUUCAAUUGUUACACAUGGCACCUUUUAAAGAACAGCACAACAAUUAUGCUACCGCCUCCUUUGAAAAGUGUUUUUUUCUUUUGUUACAUCAGAAUGUAAACAUGCGAGACGAUCAGUUAAUUACAUUUGCCAAAGAAGAGUUUCGCAGCCGCAAAUCAGACAGAGCAGAGAAUCCAAAACACACGGAGGGGUUUGCUUCAACCAGUUUAUUUAACGUUUGUUCUCUCGAGGUCGUCAGCGCGGUUCUCGAUGUUUGUCGGAGCAACAAAGCACCUCGUCUGCCUUCAUUGUGUUCAGCGCUCCUGCUGCUGUAUCUCACUCACGGACCCUUUGAAUUGUUCAACUAAGCGCUGUGACUAUCCAUCAUUCUAUCAGUAAGGUUAAACCAGACAUAACUUUAACUAACGCCUGACUAGAAUAGAAAAUGGUAAUGUGCAUGGGGUUAAUGUAAAAAAAAAAAAAAUGAAUGUAUUGCUUAUUCUUGAAAUGUCUGUAAAAAUGAGCUGUUCAUCUUUUUCUAUGAAAAUAUUUUUGAAAAAGAAAAGGUUGUUGGACAUUUGACAAAACGGUAGAAAGAACUUGGCUGGUCUAACGGUUUUUUUCUUCCUUUCUAUUUCAAUCUUCUUUAUUUUUUUUUUAAACGAGGACAAAUUCAGUGCCUGUGCUUCAGGUUUAAGAAACCUGUGCACGGUGAGAGGAAAAUGUAUGCAGAAGAAAAUGCAAAGAUGGAUAUGUGUGACAUAACUGUGUACAGUAUAAGUUACUGUAAGCAACACAUAAUAAAGAGUAUAUGUAAUUGUACAUAAUAGAAAACGAUACAAAACCACGGUGCUUCGGGUGUGCAGUUUUUUUCCCUCAAGACGGAUUUUUUUUCUUUCCAGAAGGUCCUUUCAAUGUCAUUUCUGAAAAGAUUUCAACAUUUGGAAUGAGUAAAACUGCAAACUGUAUUCAAAGAAAAUAAAUCUAAUUUAUGAAUAUC
This is a messenger RNA of Pseudoliparis swirei, 4638 nucleotides long. It is a transcript of the gene usp45, whose product is annotated as ubiquitin specific peptidase 45. Gene Ontology annotation, cellular component: cytosol; nucleus. The record is from RefSeq and is a predicted model, not a curated record. The transcript is spliced from 18 exons. Gene Ontology annotation, molecular function: cysteine-type deubiquitinase activity; zinc ion binding; cysteine-type endopeptidase activity. Gene Ontology annotation, biological process: protein deubiquitination. NCBI's taxonomy places the organism in Eukaryota, Metazoa, Chordata, Actinopteri, Perciformes, Liparidae. Bases 311 to 2689 code for a protein of 792 amino acids.